This is a messenger RNA of Fusarium musae, 1788 nucleotides long. RefSeq lists its product as uncharacterized. The transcript is spliced from 3 exons. Bases 1 to 1788 code for a protein of 595 amino acids. The record is from RefSeq and is a predicted model, not a curated record. Lineage: Eukaryota; Fungi; Ascomycota; Sordariomycetes; Hypocreales; Nectriaceae.
AUGUUCGUCUACCAAGGAAAGUUUGACUGGCCUGGGUAUGCCGAGAACGAGACCUUCACAAUCAUCUUCCCCCACGGUGCCGUUCGUGCCAAUGACCCCGUCUACCUCUUCACCCAGUGGACUAAGGACUGGAACCGAGUCCUAAAGGCCAAGUUCUUCCAGUCCAUCGUCGUCUCAGAUAUGAAGCAGCUUUCCAACACCACUGAUAUCUCCUUCAAGCUCUCCGGCGCUAAGUAUGACUUUGCUAUCACCACUGAGCAGAACUAUUCCAAGGUCAAGGUUGAUAUGUCGAGCACUGGUACCCUGAAGACUUUCACUCUGAACCGAGUGUGGCAGCCUGAGGGCAAGGUUGACCACGAUGCUGCUCUCAGAAUUUGGGCUGGAAGCAUCAAAUUCGACGACGGUGCUAGUGCUAUUGAUGAGCAAGCUAUCGUUAUCCUCCCUGAGGACUACAAGGAUGGCAAGCCUGUCAUAUCUUCGUGGCAGUGGACCAAGGACUCUGCGGGCAAGGCCAAGACCACUGCCUUCAAGGGAGCCCCUUUGAAGUUCAUCAGCUCUGAUGAUUUGGUCUCCAAGUUCGCCUUCAGCAAUGUCCAUGACUUCACCUGCUCUUGGAACCGCAAGACCCAGAAGCUUGGCCUUGAGAUCAAGAAGGGCGGAAAGCAGAUCAGUGUUGGCGAAUUGAACCUCAGGGCUAAGAUUGAACCCAAGGCGCACUCAUUUGACUCCGACGACUUGGUCCCUCCUACCAAGAAGGAGGUCGAGUUCCGUCUGCCCCAGCCUCAGGCUACUCUUCCCCGUGUGCUCGACCCCAUGCCCUUCCCCAAGACUCUUCUUGAAACCCUCAAGCAUGGAGCGGCCUUCAUUGAGCAAGCUGGAUACCUCACUGUCCAAGCCCAGAACAAAUUCGCUGCCCUGGAUGUCGAUUUCCAUAAGCAGACUGUUCUUGUCGAGACCCUCAAGAAGGACAAAAAGAACCUCGAGACUGAGAUUGUUUCCCUCACAGGCCAGCGGGACAAGGCCAACUCAACCAUCGAGCAGCUUAACAAGAAACUCGCUGAUGCCAGCAAGGAGUACAAGGAUAAGGUUAAGCAACUCAAUGACCGAAUUGAGCAUCUCAAGGAGGAUGACAGGUUCGAUCACAAGGUCAUCAACAAGCUGCAGCAAGACCUCAACAAGCUUCUCAUUGACAUCGCAAGCCUCAAUGAUGCGUUGAGCCAGGCUCAGUGUGAGAAGGAGGAGCUUAACCAGAUUAUUAUUACUCUCCGAAAAGAGGUUUUUGCUCUUCUUGGGAAGGUUCUUGAGCUUGAGAAUCAGCUCGAGGUACAGAAGCAGGCAAACAGUGCCCUUAUCACUGCGAAUGCAGACCUUGACAAGCAGCUCCAAGAGUCACUGCUCGACAAGGCGGCUCUCCAAAGCCAGCUCGCCCAGGCCCAGGCUGAGAACGAACGCAUCAAGCAGGAGCGCGACGAUGCUGUCAACGCUGCCGCUAGCACCAAGAAAGAGCUGGAUACGACCAAAGCAGAGCUUGAGGCCCUGACUCUCACUCAUGAGAAGACCAAAGACGACCUCAAGACGGCUCAAAGACAGGUCAUUGACAGAGAUCGCGAGGCCAGGACCAACCACACUAUCAUUACGAACUUGGAGGCCAAGGUACACCUCAGGAACGAUGGAUGGAAGGCUCUUAUUGACGAGUAUCAAGAGAAGUUCAACUCUGGUGGAAAGGCCACUGAGGCGGAGUUGGACGAGCUUGCCGACAAGGUUGAGGCUUUCCGAGUGCUUCCCUGA